Sphaeroforma arctica JP610 is the source of this 859-nucleotide messenger RNA. RefSeq lists its product as hypothetical. Gene Ontology annotation, biological process: spliceosomal tri-snRNP complex assembly; mRNA splicing, via spliceosome. Gene Ontology annotation, cellular component: U4 snRNP; U4/U6 x U5 tri-snRNP complex; precatalytic spliceosome. The transcript has 2 exons. The coding region runs from base 251 to 859 and encodes 202 amino acids. NCBI's taxonomy places the organism in Eukaryota, Ichthyosporea, Ichthyophonida. The record is from RefSeq and is a predicted model, not a curated record.
CACGAUUACACAUAGAUAUACACGCAUACACGCAUGCAUACGAAGAAAGGCAUGUACACACAAAUAUAUAGGCAUAGUCAUACUCAGCAAUUAAACCUGCACAUCUAGACCUAAUUACACCCGAACAUUUUAUAUUGGUCGACGCAAGAAAACAUAGUCCACUUCACAUAUCCAGCAACUUGCGCGUUCAAUCAAACCCACACCAAAGGAACGUCAUACAGUUCAUUGCUUCACAUACACAUACGCAACCAUGUCUCUGGCCGAUGAGCUAUUAGCCGACUUUGAAAGUGACGAAUUUGAUGGCGACGAUGCAGAAGAUCCCGUAGACGAUAAACACAACGUGAAAGCACACGCUGAAAAUGGCGUCGAGACGGGGCUAAACUGGGACGAUAUGGAUGGCGAGGGGGGGUUUGAGGCGUUUGGAGAUAUGUUAGAAGAGGGAGGGAAUGUGAAAGGAGAAGGGGGUGUAGUAUUGGGCCUAGAUUCACCGCGGAAAGUAGCGCGAUUGCUGGAUUCAACUAAAUUUAAAGAUAUUAUGCGGGAAGUACGUGAAUUCAUGUUGAAGGAACGAGGUGCGGUGGUUGGCAGUGUGGAGAUGGACCCGGAAUAUCAGCUAAUUGUGAAGGCAAAUAAGAUGACUGUGGAUAUAGAUGGGGAUAUCCAGGUGCUACACAAAUAUGUCAGGGAUAUUUACUCUAAACGCUUCCCUGAGUUAGAACAGCUCGUGCACCAGCCCAUGGAGUACAUGCGCACAGUGCAGAUGAUAGGCAACGACCUGGACAUCGCCAAGAAAGACCUGGCGUCCAUACUUCCAGGGCCCAGUGUUAUGAUUGUCACCGUCUCCGCGGCGAAUAGGUGA